CGUGACCGUCCGCCAGCCCGCAGCCGACAUGCAGUCCCCGGCGGUGCUCGUCACCUCCAGGCAAGUUCAGAAUGUGCACACAGGCCUCGACCUGACUGUCCCGAAGCACCAGGAGGUGCGGGGUAAGAUGAUGUCCGGCCAUGUGGAGUACCAGAUCCUGGUGGUGACCCGGUUGGCUGUGUUCAAGUCAGCCAAGCACCGACCCGAAGAUGUCGUCCAGUUCUUGGUCUCCAAGAAAUACAGCGAGAUCGAGGAGUUUUACCAGAAACUGUACAAUCGUUACCCGGCAGCCAGCCUGCCCCCGCUGCCUAGGAAGGUCCUGUUUGUCGGGGAGUCUGACAUCCGGGAAAGGAGAGCCAUGUUCGAUGAGAUUCUGCGCUGUGUCUCCAAGGAUGCCCAGUUGGCAGGCAGCCCAGAGCUGCUAGAAUUCUUAGGCACCAGAUCCCCGGGGGCUACAGGCCUUGCCACCCGAGAUCCCUCUGUCUUAGAUGACACAGCCAGCCAGCCCGGGGACAGUGAUGAGGCUUUUGACUUCUUUGGGCAACAGGAUGAAGUCCAGCCGCCCACAUUGGGCCUGAGCAACAAGGGUCUGGAGAAGUCCUUGGAGGAAGAGGAAGAGGAGGAGGUGCUGGAUCCCCUGGGCAUCAUGCGCUCCAAGAAGCCCAAGAAACAGCUAGAAGUGGCCGUGAGGCCCAAGCCUUCACCUCGGCUCACCAUCUUUGAUGAGGAGGUAGACCCUGACGCAGGGCUCUUCAGCUCAGGCAAGAUGGUGUCCCCCAAGAGACCUCUGGAGACCACACAGGACGCCCUGAAGCUGUUUGACGACCCUGACCUUGGCGGGGCUGUCUCCUUGGGUGACCCUUUAUUGCUGCCGGCUGCCCGUGAGAGUAGAGGGCUCUCAUCCAGCCCAGAACACAGGGAUGCCUCCAAGGAUCUGUUCAGAGUUGAAGAAGACCUGGACCAGAUUCUGAACCUGGGAUCUGAACCAAAACCCAAGCCUCAGACUAAGCCCAAGCCUCAGACUAAGCCCAAGCCUCUAGUCCCAGCUAAGCCAGCAUUGCCCAGGAAACCAACUCUGCCUUCGUCAGUGGACCCAUCAGAAACUAAGGCUGGACCACAGAAGCAGCAACAGAUCCAAGCUAUGGAUGAAAUGGACAUAUUGCAGUAUAUCCGGGACCAUGACACACUUGCCCAAGACUCCCCCAGCCUCUUCUGACUUCCCCACAACCCUGCCCUUCAACCUAUGCUGGGCCUGGGGAGGAGGCCUAUCUAUGAAUAUAUGGGUUCUGCUUGCAAGACAAGGACCACCAAUGGAAGUGGAACUCCAUACCCUGCAGUCCCAGUACCACGCCCUUUCUUUUUCUCCUGGGCUAUGGGAUGGCAAGGACUUUCUGCAGAAUGUGGAGCUGGGAACCAUAGGAAUCAAGCUGCAUCAUCCCCACCCAGCAGGCUUUGAAAAGGAGGGUGUUCAUGAGCAUGUCUGGUUCAACAGGGGCCUGACCUCAAACGGAAUGAGAUCAGAGGACAGUGUCCCCCAGGGAAAGGAUAUCUUCUGCAUACUUGUACCCAUUGGCUCUGCCAGCUCAGCAUGAGAAGGAGUGUUUAUCCUGAGUCUAGGCUGGGCUAAAGGAGUACCUGGGACAGGCCACUCUGGACUCUCUACUUGGCAUGGCUGCUAGGUCCCCAAGGUGUGUUCUGAGGAGGAAGCCCAGCUCUCCAGACUGCCCUGACCCAAGUCCCUUCUCAGUCUCUUCUGGAUUCCAAUGCUAAGAAGAAAAUGUAGGCCCAGUGUUGUCUUUCCAGGGCACAGAGGGCUUCCAGGACCCCAGGCCUUUCACUUCCUUUCCCAGGAAAGGGUCUGGCCAGCCCAUGGCCCUUUGGAUGUGGCUAUCAACAGAGUAGGUCUUAGCAUCUCCCAGAGUUUAGCCCACUUGAGACUCCAAGGUCUUGUCUGCCCUCAGGAUCUGAACUUGCUCGUUAGACUUUCUCCAGUGGUGCCACCAGCCAGAAAAGAAGGAGCUGUGCCCCGGGACAAUCCUGUGCCUUCCAGUAGCUGCUGUUUUGUGAAGCAAAGAAUGUUAUAGUAUAUUCUUUGUGUCAGGAACUUUUUUUAAAAAAAUGAAACACAUAGUUUUGGGGGGUUGUUUGGUUUUUUGGGUUUUUUUUUUUUUUUUUUGGUUUUUUUUUUUUUGUUUUGUUUUGUUUUUAACAAAAUGCAGCCACUUUGUUCCUUGGGUCAGUUGUGCUUCGCAGAGGCAUUAGAAGGGCCCAUUUGGAUCCAAGAGUCACUUUCAGGAGCCCCUGAGUGACACAGUUCAAUUGUUUGUUGCCUUCAGUGUCUGGGGUCCCCAGCUCCUACCUUGUGGUAAGACCUACAGGAUCAGACUAGGAGUAUCAGGUCUGACCUCUUUCAUCUCACCAUGUCCCUUGUCACCUGAGCAGGCCACCUGCCUAGGCAUAACCAGUUCUAGGUGGAGGACCAGAAUACUCUGCUUUACUAGGUUGAGGGUCUAGAUAGCCCCCACCCCAACUCUACUUCUCUUUCACCAGCAGGCCUUCACCCCCUUCAUCUCUUGGUGCCCAACACUCAGCCCAGUGCCCAGAAGCCCCUUCCUCCGUGACUACAAAGGAAGGUUCAGAUGGCCUAGUCUUGUGUGGAACCACCCUACUGUAUUCCCUGGGCAUCUUUGGGCCCUUCUCCCUCUAUAUCCACUCCUCUGUGCCUUGGCUACCAGCUCUCCACCGCUUUGAUACACACCUUGCACCUGGUUUGAGUGACAGAUGACAUAAGAGCCAUGGGUGUAUAGGGGCUUGGAUGACCAUGGACUUAUCCCCACCUGGGGUCCCUAACAGUACCUGACCUGACCACUCUCUAGUGUGAUUUUGCCCACUAGUGGGGACUUGUCUGCUGUGAAGCUUUUGGGACACCCUGGCAUGGGUGUUUGCCCCACAGAUAGUCUUUUCCCAAUCAUGACUUGUUUUGAUCAGGUCUGUAACCUACAGCCAAUCUUUGUCUCCCAGUUAUCCAGUAAAAUCUAUGUGUGAUGAA
This is a messenger RNA of Arvicanthis niloticus (Nile rat), 3049 nucleotides long. RefSeq names its product HCLS1 binding protein 3 (gene Hs1bp3). Lineage: Eukaryota; Metazoa; Chordata; Mammalia; Rodentia; Muridae. The record is from RefSeq and is a predicted model, not a curated record. Gene Ontology annotation, molecular function: phosphatidylinositol binding.